AUGUCUUCCUUGGCUAAUCGAACUUCUUCCUCGUCGUCAUCGGAGAAUCUACCCGAGGAGAAUCCAGUUUCUGGGCCGAAUGUAACCAAGACUCGAGUCCCACUCGGCGAUGUCGGAAACCGCCGCAUCGCACUCGGAGACAUCACUAAUCAGAAGAAUGGAUCUCGAAAUUCUUCUUCGUCGUCUACUCUGGCGCGUUGUUCGAAUAAGAUCGGUCAAUCGAAGAAGGCAACAAAGACUGCUUUAUCUCGUAACUGGAAUUUGGGAAUCCUCGAUAAUGCGAAAUCAAAGAUUAUCGUUCCUUACGAAGACAUUGGAUUGCCUCAGUGCAAUGAUAAUCUUCUUGCUUCAGAUCAGUCAAUAUCCACUCGUGAAUCUUUUAAGAGCCCCAGUAUUGCUCUUCUUGAGUAUGCAGAGUCCACAGAUUUGGGAAAUGAUGAUCAGAUUGUUAACAUUGAUAGUGAUUUGGUGGAUCCACAGCUUUGUGCUGUCAUUGCUUGCGAUAUCUUCGAGCAUUUGCGUGAAUCCGAGGUAAAGAAAAGGCCGGCUCUAGAUUACAUGGAGAGGAUUCAGUCAAACAUCAAUGCUAGCAUGCGUUAUAUACUGAUUGACUGGCUUGUGGAGGUUGCUGAAGAGUAUAGGCUUUUGCCCGAUACUUUGCAUUUGGCAGUGAACUAUGUAGACCGGUAUCUUUCAGGGAAUGUAAUCACCAAGCAAAACCUGCAGUUACUUGGUGUUGCUUGCAUGAUGGUAGCAGCAAAAUAUGAAGAAGUGUGUGUGCCCCAAGUGGAGGAUUUCUGUUACAUCACUGAUAACACAUACUCAAGAAGCGAGCUUUUGGAGAUGGAGUCUUCUGUACUAAACUACUUGAAGUUCGAAUUAACAACUCCAACCGCAAAAUGUUUUUUGAGGCGCUUUGUUCGAGCUGCUCAAGGCCAAAAGGAGGUGUCACUUCUGUUUGAGUGUCUAGCUGGUUAUCUCACCGAGUUAUCUCUCUUAGAUUACACUAUGCUUGGAUACGCUCCUUCACUCAUCGCAGCCUCUGCAGUUUUCUUGGCACAAUACAUACUACACCCUUCAAGAAAACCAUGGAACGCUACAUUAGAGCAUUACACAUCGUACAGGGCUAACCAUCUGGAAGCAUGCGUUAAGAAUCUUCUUCAGCUUUGUCAUGAGAAUCCCUCAGGUGAUGUAGUUGCAAUCAGAAAGAAGUACAGUCAACACAAAUACAAGUUUGCAGCAAAGAAGUUUUGCCCCACAUCAUUGCCACAAGAGCUCUUCCUCUGCUAA
This is a messenger RNA of Arabis nemorensis, 1290 nucleotides long. The record is from the annotation of a GenBank genome assembly. Lineage: Eukaryota; Viridiplantae; Streptophyta; Magnoliopsida; Brassicales; Brassicaceae.